This is a messenger RNA of Diabrotica balteata, 1185 nucleotides long. The record is from the annotation of a GenBank genome assembly. NCBI's taxonomy places the organism in Eukaryota, Metazoa, Arthropoda, Insecta, Coleoptera, Chrysomelidae.
AUGUCAGAUAGAUCUCCAGAUGAAGGUAAUAAUGUGCCUCUCACAGACAGUUCCCUUAUUGUGGAUAUUUCUGAUGCGCUCAGCGAAAAAGACAAAGUUAAAUUCACUGUCCACACUCGCACUUCAAUGAAGAAUUUCCAGAAACAAGAAUUUUUAGUAGUCAGACAACAUGAAGAGUUCAUAUGGCUUCACGAUCGUUAUGAAGAAGAGCCUAAAUAUGCGGGAUAUAUUAUCCCACCACCACCACCCCGUCCAAAUUUCGAUGCUUCUCGUGAAAAGUUACAACGCUUAGGUGAAGGGGAAGGUACCAUGACCAAAGAGGAAUUUACGAAAAUGAAACAAGAAUUAGAGGCGGAAUAUCUCGCCACCUUCAAAAAAACGGUUGCAAUGCACGAAGUAUUCCUCACUCGAUUAGCUAGUCAUUCCAUAUUUAGAGAAGACCAACACCUUCAUGUUUUUCUCGAAUAUGAUCAAGAUUUGUGUGCCCGUCCUAAAGGGAAGCUCCAGCAGUUGGGAGGUCUCAUAAAGUCAGUAGGAACCACUACUGAUCAGUAUUACCUAAACGCUACAGUUAGAGAUGUGAACGAUUUCUUUGAACAGCAGAUGAACUCGUUAACGGAGUACCACAAUCAGUUAAAGGAUGCAACUUAUCGGACUGAUAAGAUGACUGAAAAGCACAAAGAACUAGCCGAUAGCUAUAUUAAAAUAUCCGGGGGAUUAAUUCAACUAGCUAACAGUGAUAACGGAAGACUAGAUAAAUAUUUGUCAAGGGUAUCUGAUACAUUCGAAAAGGUUAGGAAAUUAGAAAGUCGAGUGGCUAGCGAUCAGGAUCUAAAGUUGGCCGAUACACUUCGAUACUAUAUGAGGGACAGCCAAGCUGCUCGAGCUCUUCUGGUGCGCCGACUUAGGUGUUUGGCAAAUUACGAAAAUGCCAACAAAACUCUCGAAAAAGCCCGUCAUAAAAAUAAGGAAAUUCACGCGGCGGAGAAAGCUCAAUCUGUUGCAUGUGAACAAUUCGAAUCGAUAUCUGCCCAAGCCAAGGAAGAAUUACUCGAUUUUAAAACUAGAAGGCUACACGCAUUUAGAAAAAGUUUGAUAGAAUUGGCCGAAUUAGAAAUUAAGCAUGCUCGUAGUCAACAUGAUCUACUGAAAAAAUCUAUAGCUAAUCUCAAUGAGUUACUUUGA